Messenger RNA from Acanthochromis polyacanthus (spiny chromis), 2136 nucleotides. Its product is annotated as carbohydrate sulfotransferase 1-like. The transcript is spliced from 6 exons. Gene Ontology annotation, cellular component: Golgi membrane. NCBI's taxonomy places the organism in Eukaryota, Metazoa, Chordata, Actinopteri, Pomacentridae. Gene Ontology annotation, biological process: N-acetylglucosamine metabolic process; keratan sulfate proteoglycan metabolic process; carbohydrate metabolic process. The record is from RefSeq and is a predicted model, not a curated record. The coding region runs from base 426 to 1763 and encodes 445 amino acids. Gene Ontology annotation, molecular function: N-acetylglucosamine 6-O-sulfotransferase activity; keratan sulfotransferase activity.
AGCGCUCGGUGCAGCGGUAGAGAGGGAGGAUGUGGGCGGUGGGCGGUGGACGGAGACCGUCGUCACGUCUGUCCAGCACCGGGCUGCAGCCUGUUGAUGUGGAUGUGAACCACCGAGAGGUGCAACAUUGCUUGAGGUCAUAUUUGGAUUUGACUCGUCGGCUGGCCGCUGCGUCAUGUCCUCCUCCCGCUGCCCAUCACAGACAGACGCAGGUCGGUGUUUGGAACAGCGGCGGAGCCACAUCCAGCCCGCCCAGUGCUGACAGCGACACACGGCUGAGAGGUAACGGAACGCGCCGUCAGGCUCCGGGAGCGGCGGUGCCCUGGUGUUCGGGGUGGAAGCGGGCCUCUGGACGUGGAGGGGAUGGCGGAUGUGGAUGCAGCAGCGACAGUGAUAUGGCCUCCUGAUGCAUCUGUCCAACCAUCAUGCAGUGUUCCUGGAAGUUCAUGGUGCUGCUAGCGUUAGCCUCCAUAGCCAUCCAGUACACUGCCAUCCGCACCUUCUCCACCAGCCGUUUGGGCCUGCUGUGCUCUGUGGGCUUGGCACCCUCAGGUCACGCCGUCAACUGCAGCCCCAAAGAUCUGGCACGAGUGACCCAGCAGACGCUUGACGGUUUUGGCUGUGACGACAUUUUCUCCCACAACUCCUCCUCCCGCUCUUUCCCCCUCCCCACCUAUGAUACCAAAAAGAGAACCCACAUCCUCAUUCUGGCCACCACACGGAGUGGAUCCUCAUUUGUGGGUCAGCUGUUCAACCAGCAUCCAGAGGUCUUCUACUUGUUUGAACCUUUGUACCACGUCCAAUUGGCACUGCUUCCUCGGCUGGCGCAGAGUCGAAACCUGGCUGAAAGGAGGGCGAUGCUGGGAGCUGCCAGAGACCUGUUGAGGUCACUGUACCACUGUCACCUUAACAGCCUGGAAAGUUAUAUACAACCCCGUCCUGCCAAUCACUCUACUGAUAAGCUGUUCAGACGAGGAGCGAGCCGCUCUCUGUGCUCCCCUCCUGUAUGCGAGGCUUCUCUGGACCCAAAGGAGCAGAGCCUGGUGCUGGCGGAUGAGGGGGAGUGUGUGAGGAAAUGUGGGCCACUUAAUGUGUCACUGGCUGCCGAUGCCUGUCGAGCAAAGCGCCAUGCAGCUAUUAAGACGGUCCGGAUUCCACAAAUCACUGAUCUCAGAGCGCUGAUCGAAGACCCAAGACUCAACUUGAAGGUGGUCCAACUUGUUCGAGAUCCACGUGGCAUCCUGGCUUCUCGUAUUGAGACAUUUCGAGAUACUUACCGGCUGUGGCGUCUGUGGAGAGCAACUGGACGUCGACCCCACAACCUGGACCUAGGACAGAUCAAUACAGUGUGUGAGGAUUUCCUCCGCUCUGUGUCAACAGGCCUGGCCAGACCCGCUUGGCUCAAAGGGAGGUACAUGCUGCUCAGGUAUGAAGACUUGGCCAGGUUUCCACUUGAAAAGACCAGGGAGCUCUACAGCUUCCUCGGUCUGGUUCUGGAUCACAGUGUGGAAGAUUGGAUCAUCAACAACACCCGUGGCAGCAGUGACCUGUCAUCCCGGCAGAAGUUCACCACAGUUCGGGACUCUGCAGCGAAUGCAGAGAACUGGAGGGUCAAGUUAUCCUUUGACAUGGUGGUUUAUACCCAGACUGCCUGUCAGCCACUGCUGGGGCUCCUUGGAUACAAAACAGUAUUCCAUCCCAGAGAACUGAGAAACCUCUCACAUUCUUUAGUGCAGGACAGGAGGUUCCUCCCGUUUUAUUAAACUCAUGACGACAUCAUGUAGUGUGGGUUUAAGAAGCCACCAAGACUGGAUAGUACUGUAGUUUCUGGAACAGAGCUAUGUAAACAAAGCUGUGAUCUGAUAUUCUCUCUGUUUGUGGUGGAGAAAUCAGUUUAAAAUUUAAAUUUAUAAUAAAAAAUUCUCAAACAAUCAGAAAUCCUCCCUGGCAUCAGUGUUGGCUGGGGACCUGAGGUGGUCAGGCGUAAUUUUCUUAAUUUAUUUUUCAUUUUAUUUAUCUUGUUCAUUUACUUCCUGACCAAACAACUGACUCGUUUUUAGGCCUUUAACCCAUGUACCAUUUGUCUUAAUUAAACCACAUUAAGGCAAUAAAUAUAGUACAAAUGGAUAACUGAAA